This is a messenger RNA of Schistocerca nitens (vagrant locust), 642 nucleotides long. Its product is annotated as S-antigen protein-like. The record is from RefSeq and is a predicted model, not a curated record. The coding region runs from base 1 to 642 and encodes 213 amino acids. Lineage: Eukaryota; Metazoa; Arthropoda; Insecta; Orthoptera; Acrididae. The transcript has 2 exons.
AUGGGGCCGGGGCUGGGACUGGGGGGCUGGGGGGCUGGGGUCUGGGGGGCUGGGGGGCCAGGGAUCCAGGGGGGCUGGGGGGCGGGGAGCCAGGGGGCCGGGGGCCCAGGGGGCAGGGGGCUGGUGACCCGGGGGCGGGUGGCCGGGCCGGGACUGGGGAGGCAGGGGGGCAGGGGCUUGGGGGCCGGGGGGCUGGGGAGCUGGGUGGCCAGGGGGCCAGGGGCCCGGGGGGCCAGGGGGCCAGGGGGUCUGGGGGUGGGGUCGGGGGGGCCGAAGGGCCGGGGCCAGGGGGCGGGGGAUGGAGGGCCGGUGGGGCCGGGGGGCCGGGGAGCCGGGCAGCCGGGGAGCCAGGGCGCCGGGGGGCCGGAGGGUGGGGGGCAGGGGGCUGGUGACCCGGGGGUGGGGGGCCAGGGCCGGGACCGGAGGGCAGAGGAGCAGGGGCCUGAGGGGGCCGGGGGGCCGGGGAGCCAGGGGGCCAGGGGGGCAGGGGGCUGUGGGGCCGGGGGGCCGGGGGGCCGGGGAGCUGGGGGCCGGGGAGCUGGGGGCCGGGGGGCCGGAGGGGGCUGGGGGCUGGGACUGUAUAAUGUUGGCUAUGCAGAUCAUUCACCAGAUUAUAAUAAACUUGCGAAUGAUAUGCAAUAA